AUGGGUCUGGAAAUUGAAACCAUGGUGCGAUACGCGUCGCCGAUUAACCCGGCGGUGUUCCCACAUCUCACUAUGCUAUUAUUGGGCAUCGGAAUAUUCUUUACUGCUUGGUUCUUUGUAUAUGAAGUGACCAGUACCAAGAUGUCCAGGGACCUUUUUAAGGAACUUCUGCUUUCAUUGGUAGCCGCCUUGUUCUCAGGGUUUGGAAUUCUGUUUUUAUUGUUAUGGGUUGGCAUUUAUGUA
Molecule: messenger RNA, 243 nt
Organism: Brenthis ino (lesser marbled fritillary)
Lineage: Eukaryota; Metazoa; Arthropoda; Insecta; Lepidoptera; Nymphalidae
Source: the annotation of a GenBank genome assembly